AUGUCUGAAGCAAAAGAAUUCCCGCCACAGAAAGUAAAGGAAGUGGUGAUUGAAGUUGCGAAAUUAUUGAAGGAGAGAGGGGAAACUGUCAGUGUAGCUGAGACGGCGGCGGGAGGUAUCAUAUCCGCUUCUAUUCUCAGUACGCCCGGCGCCAGCAAGGUGUUUAAAGGUGGUCUGACGGUGUACACUUUGGAAUCGAGAAUAGCUUUUGCCGGUUGGACCCCAGAAACCAUAGCUUCGUAUAGUGGACCUACACCAGAUAUCGUGGCGGGUAUUGCCGAGAAUGUGAGGGGAAAAUUGGGAAGUACUUAUUGUAUUUGUGAGAGUGGGACUGCAGGACCUGGUGCUAGUGGAGAGGGGAGGAACAGACAACCAGGAUAUGUAGCCCUAGCUAUCGCAACGGAGAAAGGAACGUAUAAGAAAGAUUUGAGUACGGAAUUGGGUGGUGAUAGAGAGGGGAACAUGGUUGCGUUUGCAAAAGAGGCGUUGGCAUUUUUGAGGGAUGUUUUGAAGGGUGAUGCGAAGCUUUAA
This is a messenger RNA of Botrytis byssoidea, 531 nucleotides long. RefSeq lists its product as uncharacterized. The transcript has 4 exons. The record is from RefSeq and is a predicted model, not a curated record. Bases 1 to 531 code for a protein of 176 amino acids. Lineage: Eukaryota; Fungi; Ascomycota; Leotiomycetes; Helotiales; Sclerotiniaceae.